Molecule: messenger RNA, 2259 nt
Organism: Amyelois transitella
Lineage: Eukaryota; Metazoa; Arthropoda; Insecta; Lepidoptera; Pyralidae
Product: host cell factor-like
Exons: 14
Coding region: 124-1926 (600 amino acids)
Biological process (GO): regulation of DNA-templated transcription; chromatin remodeling
Cellular component (GO): histone methyltransferase complex
Molecular function (GO): protein binding; transcription coactivator activity
Source: RefSeq, a predicted model, not a curated record
CAUAAUCAUGGUCUUAACUCAUGAAUAAAAAAAUAUAUAUGACGCCAAGUUGACAAGUUGGCACUAUGGUUUUGAUUUAAGUUGUUCUACUGUCAAGAAUAAUUUAAUAUUACUGAAAUUGUGAUGGAAUCGGACUCUGCUCUUCCUGGUGAUAUCUCUGCCGAUGGCGGGGAAGUGUCCGCUUUAGCUGAAAGCCAUUCAGAGGAAGCUGUUGCUGAUAUAGAAGAAAAUAAUGUAACUAGUCAGGAUUCUGAAGCAGCUACUGCAGAGGAUUCAGUGGUGAAUGGUGUUCCUCCCACAAGCAGCAGUGGUGUUUUGGAUAUUGAGUCUGGUGGUCAGUCUUUGGGAGGUGUUGAGGACCAGCCUUCUGCUGAACAAGCGAAUGCAGAAGAGGAAAUGGAUAUUGAUGAUACAACUGCUGGAACUGUAGCUGAUGAGUCUGCUUACAUUGGCGACAACUGCUUGUCUACACCAGCAGUCACAGAAGACAAUUCACCGCAAGACACAGACAAUCUGGACCCUCUGAUGAAAGAGCAGGGUUUGGACGAGACAGAGGGCGGUGAAGCUGCUUCAGAGGAAUCUCCUGAUCAGUCAAUAAGUUCAGCCAUGCCUAUUGAUAGCGGCAUGUGUGAGGGUGAUGGUGCUCCAAUUGCCCAAGACGAUGAAUCAAGUACAAUGGAUGAAGAUAUGGGUGGAGGAGAAGGCGUGGCAAGUAGUGAUGACGUGAAUGACAUCAGCAGCGCAGCGCAAGCUCUUAGCACUGGGAUAAGUUCAAGUACAGCGGAGGGCGGCGCUGAUAUUUCCAGCAGCGGACAGGGUGAAGCCACUCUUAUAUCCUCCACGGCGAACGGUCCGGCAGUACUGCACUCCUUCUCCAUGACCCCUCAACAACAGCAUGCCAAUGAGUAUCUGAAUUUCCUGUCCUCCAGGUUCGGGGACGCAGACACCUCGGAGAUGGAGGGCGCCGCUGACACCAUGCCCACGGUCAGCGAGUCUAUGCCGCUGUUGACUAUGACCGCUAAUGGCUCGGCACUUUUGUCUCCGACUAUAUUGCAGGGCGAGGAAGGUGGCGCGGGCGGCGUGUCGUCGUCAGUGGCGGCGGAGGAGGGCGGCGCGGGCGACGCGGACGGCGCCGUGAGCAGCUCGGGCGGGAACGGCGCGCCGCCGCUGCCGCCCGCCGACGCCGCGCACGCGCUCGCCACGCUGGCCAGCGCUGCGCUGCACCACCACCAGGACCAGAAUGAAUCAGAUGAACCAAAGCAGCAAAGUGAUGAAGACGCCUGGUAUACUGUUGGUAUCGUCAAGGGGACAACAUUCACGGUACAAAACUAUAUAUCGGAUCCGAACGUUGAUCUAUCUACUCUUUCAUUGGACAACCUCCCAGAGCUGGCGGGACUACCGACCACGCCUUUGGAACACGGCACCGCCUACAAAUUCCGGAUCGCAGCGAUCAACUCUUGUGGCCGGGGCGAGUUUAGUGAAGAAUCAGCAUUCAAGACAUGUCUCCCGGGCUUCCCCGGUGCGCCGUCCGCCAUCAAGAUCUCCAAGUCGUUGGAGGGCGCCCACUUGUCGUGGGAGCCGCCGCAAGUCGCCGCCGAGGGAAUAUUCGAGUACUCUGUCUACCUCGCCGUCCGCUCCAAUACACAACCAAAGGAGGUGGCUAAAUCGCAACUGGCAUUCGUCCGAGUAUACUGUGGCAAGGCGAACACGUGCGUGGUGCCGCAGUCGUCGCUGAGCGCGGCGCACGUGGACUCCAGCACGAAGCCCGCCAUCAUCUUCCGCAUCGCCGCCCGCAACGAGAAGGGCUACGGGCCCGCCACGCAAGUCAGGUGGUUGCAAGAUAUAAAGACUGGAGUGAAAAGAGCAGGAGAUACCCGAUUACCUGGCGCGUCUCCUUCCAAGCAGCCUAAACAAGUAUUGCAUUAAGUGUUCAAAUCCUCUGACAAUUUGACGAUUUUAAUUAUGUACAGACUACAGAUGACUAAUUGUAUGUUCGCCUAUACGGUUAGUAAAUGUUUAUUUCAAUUAUUGUCAUUAAAUGAAAUCCAGUGUUCUAGUAGUAAAUCGCCUUCUCAUUUAGAUUGUAUGAAAUAUGUUCGGUAAUAAAAUAUAUAUUUGUAUAUCGUCUUAAUGUUACGGACAUAUUGCGGAACGACUGAGGUAUCGAGUGUAGUACACUAGGUUAAGGAGCGUGUGAUGGAUGCAUUGCAUAUGUUGUUUAAAAUAAUAUCUGACCUGAAUAAAAUAUACAUUUUUACA